Molecule: messenger RNA, 2344 nt
Organism: Musa acuminata AAA Group (dessert banana)
Lineage: Eukaryota; Viridiplantae; Streptophyta; Magnoliopsida; Zingiberales; Musaceae
Product: E3 ubiquitin-protein ligase Os04g0590900-like
Exons: 1
Coding region: 993-2063 (356 amino acids)
Biological process (GO): protein ubiquitination
Molecular function (GO): transferase activity
Source: RefSeq, a predicted model, not a curated record
CCAGCUUUCAUGAACACAUACUACAUGAUCAUGGAACCUUUAAUGCCUGAAAGUAUCAUAUUGGUAAGAUUAGCAUAAUCUUAAAUGGGUCACUGCCCAAAGGCUCAUGGCAUGAGGGAGGAGGAUUCAUCACUAAGUUGCAUGCCAAGCUCAGGAGCUCUUAGACUCAGAGAGGGGGCCCUGUAGCUCUGUGGAGUUGUGGCUUUUGAGAACUGAAGAGAGCAGGAAGAUGAUGGUGUCUUAGCUUUAUCUGAACCCCCUUUAUUCCAAGUUGCCUCUUUCCCUCAAGCCUGUCUUCAGACUUUUGCUGCUGACUCCAAACUUUAGUUGCAGGACUCAUCCUUCGACUCAUCAUGUCAUAUGCUCCAGUUGGUGUCACCUCCAUCAGCAAUGCAGAUGGGAGUUGUUCUGCUUGAGGUGGAUGAUUUGGAGCUCACAGUAGGUGGGAUUGUUGUGCGAGAACAAUUAGAUGGAUGCAUGACUGUGUCUUUCUUUCUUCCAACCAGUGAACUCUUAAGCCACCACAAUAACAUGAUUUGAGAGAGAAAAGUAAAGAUCAUCACUGUGAAGGAAGGCAGAGAAAGCUUAGAUCCAAGUGUUUGAUGAUUUGACUUUGUGGAGUAGAAUGAAGUGUCAAUCGGCACCACCAACCCUCAACAACGAUUAUUAGGCAUUGAUAUUAUUGGCAUCCCACAGCACCUCUCCUCAGUCAACCAUCCAUCACCUCUCCCACUCAGAUCACACCACCAUUGCAGAGAAAACAAAGCAAAUGACAGGUGAAGGGGCCAUUGCAUGACGAAAAGAGAGAAAGAGGUUGACAAAAGCAAAUGAGCCGUCUCUCUUCCCUCUUCAAUGCUUUGCUUUGCAAUCAACAAUGUUUGAUUCCUUCAUCACGCCUCAAAACCCACCCUUCCAGCUGAAGUAGAGCUCUCUCUCUCUCUCGAGUUCCAAAUAUAAUUCCAACCCUCUCUGUCCUGCGAUCACAGUUCUUCAUGGCGUUCACCGAAGACCAGCAAACUUGGGUUCCACAUGUGCCGACGACGGACUGCUCCAUGGGCUUGUGUAGCUUCUACUGCCCCCAGUGGUGCUAUGUCAUUUUCCCACCACCUCCCCCUGUCGAAUUCUCCGGCGACGACUCCGGCCCCACCUUCUCCCCGCUCGUGAUCUCCAUCAUCGGCGUCCUCGCGGGCGCUUUCCUCCUCGUCUGCUACUACACCAUCGUCUCCAGAUACUGCGGCACCUUUGACUCGCUGCGACGCUGGAUCGAUCCUCCGGGCGCGGACAACCGCGAUUACGGUGACGGUAGCGUCGGCCACUCUCGCCGACGUGAUGCUUGGCAUACCUCCCCGAAGGACGGGCUCGACGAGGCCUUGAUCAGUAAGAUUGCGGUCUACAAGUAUCGGAGAGGCGAUGAUACGGUGCAGGGCACGGAUUGCUCCGUCUGCCUCAGCGAGUUCCGGGAGGAUGACAGCCUCCGGUUGCUCCCCAAGUGCAGCCACGCCUUUCACCUCCGGUGCAUCGACACUUGGCUGAGAUCGCACUCCAAUUGCCCUCUCUGCCGAGCCGAUAUCGUGUCGGUGCCGCCUCAGUUGCCGGCUGCUCCAGAGUCGGAGAACAGCGUUCGGGCCGAAGACACGGAACGCACCAUUGAGAUGGUUCUAACCAUAGAGGACGAGGAGACGCAACUUGCUGGAAGCAGUGCGGACGCAGCGACUGAUCCUCCACAGAUCUACUGUGAUCCGGUAGCGGUGGAGGAGGCCGACACCAUAGUUGAGAUCGGUGAUGACGAUACCCAACUAACGAGGCGAUCGUUCUCCAUGGACGCUGCGCGUGGCAGCCGGGUCUCGAUCGCCGACGUCCUGCGAACGAGCAUGGAGGACGAACUGUUCGUUGUCAGUGGCAGCUCGUCGAGGCGAGCUGCAGGCGAGCACAGUAAGGUAAGGGGCUUGCAUUGUGCCCUGAACCCAGUCCUGAUGAAGAGGUCGAUCUCCAACGGGAGGUUACGCUUAACGAGGCACGGAAAGCGAAGGAAUGGCAUUUCAGUACAAGAAUCUCCUGAAUAGGAUGCAUUCAUGCAAGACGAGCGCUCCUCUGCGGAAGCAGGGAAGGAGCAGCAGAAGAGCUUCUUCUUUGGCCAAGAGUUGGGGCAACAGCUUCCUGACUGCUCUGUGAGGCUUGUGCCUCCAUUUGUUCUCCUUUUCUUUCUCGUGCUUCUUCUGCUUGACACUGACCAUAAGCUUGUGUACAGAUUCAUGUUUUCAUGUUUGAUCUUGUUCCUUAUCGACUCCCUCUGCAACCAAGUAGGUAAUGUGAAGAAGAAGCGAGCUGUUCCUUUGCUUUCUAA